UAAAUGUAUUUUUAUUUCAGAACUACGUGUACAAUUGUACAUAUAUUGUGUACUGUGUCUGCAGCAUUGAAGAAGAUUGCAAAGAGUUGAAUGUCAGGAGUGUGUAGACCGAACCCUCUUCCCCCGGCGCAGGACGGGAGAAGGAUGGAAUCUGAACAUAUACCCGGAGUAGAGAAGAAAUCUAAACCUGGAAAAGAAUAUUUACUAUAUCAGGAGGGGGGAGGUGCUAAUAGUGUCCUACGUCUCUCUGUUAUUAUCUAUAGACAUGUUAUUCUUACUUUCGAUAUCAUGGUUUUCUUUCUCAAGGCUGUUGGAGAAUAUUUUCGUUUAACGUACAGAUACUUCGUUCCUCGAGCUCUUAGACCUGUCAGGGGGGAGGUAGCUCUAGUCACAGGCGCAGGACAUGGGAUAGGUAGAGAGGUAGCUCUAAAACUUGGAAGGCUCGGAGCUAUUAUUAUUUGUGUUGAUAUAAAUGAGGAAUCCAACAGACAAGCAGCUAAGCAAAUAAAAGCCGAGGGUGGGGUUGCCUGGGAUUUCCAGUGUGACGUCAGCAACAAAGAAGAGGUUGGUGAGCUGGGUAGGAGGGUGAGGGAGGAUGUGGGGGACGUCAAUAUCCUGAUCAACAAUGCAGGAGUGAUGAUCACAAAACAGUUCAUGGAGCAGUCAGAUCUAGAGAUUGAAAAAACUGUCAAUGUAAACCUGAUGGGACAGCUAUGGUGCUUACGUGAGUUCCUGCCUGCUAUGCUCAAGCUCAAUCGAGGCUCAAUCGUCUUCAUGUGCGGUCUUCCAGGGCAUGCCGGAGCUCCAAAUAUGGUUCCAUACUCCGCAUCUAAGUUUGCUAUACGAGGCAUGAUGGAAGCUCUAUACAUUGAGCUGAGACAAUCUUAUCCAGGAAACAAGCUGCAUCUUAUGCUGGUCAGUCCGUUCAUCGUUGAAACGGGUAUGGUAAAGAGUCACAGAAUUAGAUUUCCAAACUUUAUGGGAGUUGUGGAUGUUCCGACUGCCGCGGAUACUAUUUGCAAUUCCCUCCGGCGCCGAGCAGCCAUCGUCUUCAUUCCAGAAAUUUUCUAUUAUGUUUCCAGCUUAGUGAGGAUUCUACCAGCUAAGGUUCAGCUCCUACUUACAGAUUUUUUUGAUACAGGGAUAGAUAGUCAUGAAUAAGAAUACAAUAUUCCCAAAUAUCUAAUGUAUUUAUUGAACAAAAAUAUACACAUUCAUAAAUAAUGUA
Molecule: messenger RNA, 1228 nt
Organism: Eurytemora carolleeae
Lineage: Eukaryota; Metazoa; Arthropoda; Copepoda; Calanoida; Temoridae
Product: epidermal retinol dehydrogenase 2
Exons: 11
Coding region: 91-1161 (356 amino acids)
Cellular component (GO): lipid droplet
Molecular function (GO): oxidoreductase activity, acting on the CH-OH group of donors, NAD or NADP as acceptor
Source: RefSeq, a predicted model, not a curated record